Messenger RNA from Drosophila innubila, 931 nucleotides. RefSeq names its product RIP-like protein (gene Ripalpha). The record is from RefSeq and is a predicted model, not a curated record. Gene Ontology annotation, biological process: protein import into nucleus. NCBI's taxonomy places the organism in Eukaryota, Metazoa, Arthropoda, Insecta, Diptera, Drosophilidae. The transcript is spliced from 3 exons. The coding region runs from base 95 to 682 and encodes 195 amino acids. Gene Ontology annotation, cellular component: nucleus.
UUGCAUACAAGGCAGCUAGUAAGCUGCCCGCGUCUUUUACUUUUGGUUCUUAAAUAGUUAAUAACUUAUUAUUCCUUAAAAAGUAUUUGCUGCAAUGCAGUCAACGGGCAGUCCAAUAUACAACACAAGUGUCGAGCAAAAGCGACAUGCCCAAAAUGUGGCCAAACAACAACGGUUGGGCAUGCCAAAAUUGCGAGAGCUCUUGCGUGAGAAAUGUCGCAUACGCAUUAUAAAUUCGCGUAAUAACAACAUCGAUGGCAAUCGUAAAAUCCAAUUGGCUGAUUUGGAUAGUAUUUUGCGUUUGGAGCUCAAUGAAUUGGAUGAGGAUUUGAAAUUGGAGGAGCAUAUGUAUGAGGAGCUCCUGUCUGAUGUUAACGAAUGGUAUGCUCUGCAAGAGCAACACGUAGAAGACCUGUUCAAUGAGCCAGAAUCUGAUUCAAUAAUCUGUCCAGUCUGCUUGAAAAAGCCGCUGCAUCGCUUGAAUUGUUUAUACAAAUGCGAGUGCGGAGUGCAGUUUGAACAUGCCGCUGAUAAGCCACAGUUGCAGCAACUGAUCCAACAGAGAAUCAACGAGCACGAGCUGAGCUGCACCCAAGCAUUGGUCUUCUUUAUAGAAGCACUGCCUCCAUCCUGUCGCCUGUUUGCCAUUUGUGGUUGCUGUGAUUACUGCUGCUCAGUUUGACAGCAACAACUUUCGAUUGUUGAACAAUUUUAAAUAUUAAGACUGGCUGCGACCAGCUUAUUAUGUUAAACAUUCUAAUUAUGCAAGUCUGUAAGAAGCAUUUGUCACCUUAAUUACCAGCUUUUUAAGUUAAGUUUAAGUUAAAUGGCUCGCCAAAAAAAUCUAGCUGAUUCCCAUCAGAAUAUCUACAGCGCAGUGCAGUUCAAUAUGUUAACUAUUUUUCAUUUUAAACAUCUAAAAGUAAUUUAA